Messenger RNA from Mastomys coucha (southern multimammate mouse), 1956 nucleotides. Its product is annotated as zinc finger protein 664-like. The transcript is spliced from 3 exons. Gene Ontology annotation, biological process: regulation of immune system process; negative regulation of transcription by RNA polymerase II; regulation of cytokine production. The coding region runs from base 174 to 1619 and encodes 481 amino acids. Lineage: Eukaryota; Metazoa; Chordata; Mammalia; Rodentia; Muridae. The record is from RefSeq and is a predicted model, not a curated record.
UUACAUAUGUAUGUAUAGUUUACCUAUUUACAUAUAAACCAUAUAUAUAUAUACACAUACAUAUAUAUGCUGUACUUUAGGAUGCAGUGACCUAUGAAGAUGUACAUGUGAACUUCUCUCGGGAAGAAUGGGUUUUGUUGGCUCCUUCUCAGAAGAGUCUCUACAAAGAUGUGAUGCUGGAAACCUACUGGAACCUUACUUGUAUAGGCUACAAAUGGAAAGACCACGAUAUUGAAGAAUAUUGUCAAAGUUCUAGAAGACAUGGAAGAUAUAUCAACUCUCCCUCUGGAUAUGGAAAGAAGCAGUGUACUGAUCUCUUUCCUAGAACAAUUAGAAGAUGUGCAGUCAUCCCCUUUGUGAGAAGAGGGGGUAAAUGUGAUACAAGUUUACAAGUCUUUGGUUUUCCAGCUUCAGUGGGAAUACAUCAAAAUACUGACAUUGGAGAAAAGCCCUAUGAGUACAAGGAAAGUGGAAAAUCUUAUGUCUGUUCUGGUUCACUUUGCACUCAUACUAUAGGAAAAUGUUAUGAAUGCAGUCAGUGUGGUAAAACUCUGAGUUCUUCCAGUUCUCUUCAAAGAUAUGACCAAAUUCAUAUGGGAAAAGGAAGUGAUAAGUGUGAGCCAAGUAGUAAAAGCUUAACCCAUCACGGGUAUCUUCAAAUACAGAAGACAACCUGUAAUGAAGAGGAUCUCUAUGUGUGGAAUCAAUAUAGUAAACCCUCUUUACAAUUACACCAAAGAACUCAUUUGGAAAUGAAAUACCAUGAAUAUAAUCAAGAAGAUAAAGCCUUUGCAUUUCAUAGUCAUCAUCAAGUAGGUAGAACUAAUACUAUAGAAAAAAAUUAUGAAUAUAACCAAUGGGGUAAAGCUUUUGCAUAUCCCAGUUAUCUUAAACUACAUGAAAGAAUUCAUACUGGAAAGAAUCACUAUGAAUGUAAGCAAUGUGGGAAAGCCUUUGCAUAUAAAAGUCAUUUUCACAAGCAUGAAAGAACUCAUACUGGAGAGAAGCCCUAUGAAUGUAAUCGAUGUGGUAAAGCCUUUUCAUCUAGCAGUAAUCUUCAAAGGCAUGAAAGAAUUCAUACUGGAGAAAAGCCCUAUGAGUGUAAUCAGUGUGGUAAAGCCUUUGCAUAUCGCAAUAGUCUUCAUAUUCAUGAAAGAAAUCAUACUGGAGAGAAACCUUACAAAUGUUAUCAGUGUGGUAAAGACUUUGCAAGUAACAGUAAUCUUCAAAUACACAGAAGAAUUCAUACUGGAGAGAAACCCUAUCAAUGUUAUGAAUGUGGUAAACAUUUUUCAUGUAACAGUCAUCUUCAAAUGCAUGAAAGAAUUCAUACUGGAGAGAAACCCUAUAAAUGUAAUCAAUGUGGGAAAACCUUUGCAUAUAGCAGCAGUUUUCACAUGCAUGAAAGAACUCAUACUGGAGAGAAACCUUAUAAAUGUAAUCACUGUGGUAAAGCCUUUGCAUAUUGCUGCCAUCUUCAAAGACAUGAACGGUGUCAUACUGGAGAGAAACCCUAUGAAUGUAAUCAGUGUGGUAAUGCCUUUGCAUAUCUCAGUAGUCUUCACAAGCAUGAAAGAACUCAUGCUGACAAAAAAAUCACCAAGGAAACUAAUAAAUGAGUAAUAGUCUUGGGUACCACAUUCAUAUUCCCCACUGAGCUCUCUCAUUAGUAUUUAAGAAUAGUAGAACCAUUCCAUCAUUAACAUUUAAGAAUAGUAGAACCAUUCCAUCAUUAACACAUUUUCUCCUUUUCAAAUUGUAGACAUAUUGUCAUCUAAAAAUACAUGAACACAGGCCAAUUUGAAUAAUCUAUUUUCAAAUCAAAAUGAUAUUUAUGCUGUCAUUUAUUAUCUCUUGGAUUUUAUUAUUUAUUCAGAGGCCUACAAUUUGUUCUUACCACUUUCUCAGAAACACAAGUGAAAGCCAGAGAAUUGUAUCAGGGAAUAAAGAUGGUUG